CACAAAAAAACCUACCCAAUUGAAAGAGAUUGAGUGAUCAUUCAUAGACAAGUCCAAUCCUUUUGGCCUUUGCUUUGCUUUUCUUCUCUUCUACCAGUUACCACCACCUUCGCUACCACAAAACAGAUCAUAUAUAGAGAAGAAGAAUUGAGAGACCUCUGAAAAGUCCAUGUAUGUAACAUAUCAAAGGAAUGUUUAUCUCUUCUAUUCUUUUUUGCUUCUUUCUUUCAUAACCCUUUUUCCAAUUUUUCCCUUCCUCUAGGAAAGUGUAAACCAAUUUCCAUAUAUCCUUUUCCUUGAAUCAUCCUUUUCAUAUACAAUUCACAUCAGAGGAGGAAGUGAUCAAUGCAAAAACAACUUCAUAUCUAUUCAUAUAGAACUUGAAUCUUUUGUCUGUUUUAGUUUUUUGCAAUAUAUUGAGGCGCCAGAGUUAAAGAGAGAAAGGGCAGAGGGGGAGGAAGGGAAAGAUCGAGAAAAGAUGAGUGGAAAGAAAGAAGAAGAUCUAGGAGAGUGUUCUCAAGCUAUCCAUAACAUACAAGGUUACCAAGAACAGUUACUUAUUCAACAACACCAACAGAUGCAAUACCACCACCACCAACAGAACAAUGGUUUAUUUGGAGGAGCUAGGGGAGGGUUGAUAUUCCCUGAAGCAUCGCCCGUCCUACCAUGGUCUCUCCCUCCGGUUCACACUUUCAAUCCAGCCCACUUCACAGGAAACCCGGUUCGAGACCACGACCCUUUUCUAGUCCCUCCUCCGCCAUCAUCAUAUGGGGGGUUAUUCAACGGAAGAGCUCCUGCCCUACACUUUGCAUACGAUGGCCAAUCAGCUCAUCAUCUAAAGAUCUUAUCUGACACUCUGGGACCGGUGGCUCAACCAGUCUCAGCUCCUUGCGGGCUACAAGCUGAGUUUGGUAAGAUGACUGCUCAAGAAAUCAUUGAUGCUAAAGCUCUCGCUGCUUCUAAAAGUCACAGUGAAGCUGAAAGGAGAAGAAGAGAACGAAUCAACAACCAUCUCGCCAAGCUACGCAGCUUACUCCCAAGCACCACGAAAACGGACAAGGCUUCACUGCUUGCAGAAGUAAUCCAACAUGUCAAGGAGCUUAAACGGCAAACUUCUUUGAUAGCAGAAACGAGUCCUGUGCCGACCGAAAUCGAUGAACUAACGGUGGAUAAAUCGGAUGAAGAUGGUAAGUUUGUGAUCAAAGCUUCACUUUGCUGUGAAGAUAGGUCCGAUCUUUUGCCCGACCUAAUCAAGACGUUGAAGGCUUUACGUCUAAAAACACUAAAAGCUGAGAUCACAACUCUUGGUGGGCGUGUAAAGAGUGUUCUGUUUAUUGCCGGAGAGGAAGACUGGAAUAGUAGUGGUGAUCAGCAACAACAGCAGCAGCAAUAUUCUAUUAGUUCAAUACAAGAAGCAUUGAAAGCAGUGAUGGAGAAGACUUCUGGGGAUGAGUCUUCUUCAGGGAGUGUUAAGAGACAAAGAACCAAUAUCAGUAUUCUUGAGCACAGGUCUCUUUAACUUACAAAUGGACUUAAGUGCUUACUUUUCCUGGUAUUCGUGGGUUUUCAUUUUUCUUUUCUUUUCUUUUAUUUCCUGAGAGUGUUUUAAUUUGUGAAUUAAUUUCUAUCAGUGGACAAAAUAGGUGAUGACGGUGUGCUUUGUGUACUUAAAAAACUGGGUUAA
Messenger RNA from Durio zibethinus, 1684 nucleotides. RefSeq names its product transcription factor bHLH30-like. Gene Ontology annotation, molecular function: protein dimerization activity; DNA-binding transcription factor activity. Lineage: Eukaryota; Viridiplantae; Streptophyta; Magnoliopsida; Malvales; Malvaceae. Gene Ontology annotation, biological process: regulation of DNA-templated transcription. The record is from RefSeq and is a predicted model, not a curated record.